UCUUAGACACCCGCAGAACAGAAGUGUUGCGUCGUACUGAGAUCCACAGUCUUCAGAGAAUGGGUCGCCACUUCGGAGAUUUGGCCAAGAUCCGUCAUGUGAUCACAUACAGCCUUUCCCCUUUUGAGCAGCGAGCAUUCCCUAACUACUUUUCAAAGGGAAUUCCCAAUGUUUGGAGACGGUUCAGAGCAUCGGUCUUUAAGGUUGCCCCCCCUAUGGUUUUGAUGUACCUGACAUACACAUGGGGGAACCAUGUCCAUGAACAAGGCAAAAGGAAGAAUUUAGCUGAACUUGAACAUGAAGAGUAACACCAGUCAAUGUCACCUGUGUCCAUGGUCUCCACUUUUAUGUAUGAUUCUUCAAUAAAGGAUAUAUUUAUGGGGGAGGUGGAUGUUGUCCCGUUCUCAGUGGGAAUUCAAAAUCUUCUCUGACUUGAGCAGAAUAUUUUGUAGUUAUGUUACGCCAUGCUCAUUAAAGCCCACUCUACUAAGAUUAUACAAGGCACAUACAGAGUGUUUAUGUAUGGCUUUCCUAAUGUUUUCACUUGCCAUGUUAAGCAUUUAAAAAUCAUGUUCAAUGUUUGGGCAUAAGGCAUGGUUUUGCCAGUUAUACUGUAUUUGAAAGGCUUGUAAUUAAACCACAUUACAGUCUCUCUGGAGUGGUAUUUGUUGAUUUGUAGCUGUCAAGUCGCUAGUUACUGAUUGUUAAAGGGUUUAGUGACAUGGCGAAGCUUCCAAUUAAAACAGAUAACUAAUAAAUCAUGA
This is a messenger RNA of Chanos chanos (milkfish), 764 nucleotides long. It is a transcript of the gene uqcrq, whose product is annotated as ubiquinol-cytochrome c reductase, complex III subunit VII. Gene Ontology annotation, cellular component: respiratory chain complex III. Gene Ontology annotation, biological process: mitochondrial electron transport, ubiquinol to cytochrome c. Lineage: Eukaryota; Metazoa; Chordata; Actinopteri; Gonorynchiformes; Chanidae. Bases 60 to 308 code for a protein of 82 amino acids. The transcript is spliced from 3 exons. The record is from RefSeq and is a predicted model, not a curated record.